CCUGGGUGUCAGGGCCCCGGGAGGUAAUGCCCCUGAAGGCGGGGAACGUGGCAGAGGCCGAGGCGGGUGCCGAGGAGUACAGCCCUGAAGAGUACGGCCGGGAGGAGCCGGGCGCCGAGAGGGAGAUGGAGGCCGGGCGGCCGCGGCCGGUGCUGCGCUCGGUGAACUCUCGCGAGCCGAGCCAGGUCAUCUUCUGCAACCGCAGUCCGCGCGUCGUGCUGCCCGUGUGGCUCAACUUCGACGGCGAGCCGCAGCCCUACCCGACGCUGCCGCCCGGCACGGGCCGCCGCAUCCACAGCUACCGAGGUCACCUUUGGCUCUUCCGAGAUGCAGGGACAUAUGAUGGGCUUCUGGUUAACCAAACUGAACUCUUUGUGCCAUCUCUCAAUGUUGAUGGACAGCCUAUUUUUGCCAGCAUCACACUGCCAGGUACUAAUGUUCCAUGUCACUUUUUAAAGAGACAAGGCUGUUGUAAUAAGUAGAGGAUAGGCCACUUGAAGGAGCCAAGG
Ceratotherium simum simum (southern white rhinoceros) is the source of this 509-nucleotide messenger RNA. The record is from RefSeq and is a predicted model, not a curated record. Lineage: Eukaryota; Metazoa; Chordata; Mammalia; Perissodactyla; Rhinocerotidae.